This is a messenger RNA of Pristis pectinata (smalltooth sawfish), 4758 nucleotides long. Its product is annotated as long-chain fatty acid transport protein 1-like. The transcript is spliced from 13 exons. Lineage: Eukaryota; Metazoa; Chordata; Chondrichthyes; Rhinopristiformes; Pristidae. Gene Ontology annotation, cellular component: plasma membrane; mitochondrial inner membrane. Gene Ontology annotation, molecular function: long-chain fatty acid transmembrane transporter activity; long-chain fatty acid-CoA ligase activity; fatty acid transmembrane transporter activity. Gene Ontology annotation, biological process: phosphatidic acid biosynthetic process; cardiolipin biosynthetic process; negative regulation of phospholipid biosynthetic process. The record is from RefSeq and is a predicted model, not a curated record. The coding region runs from base 378 to 2318 and encodes 646 amino acids.
GGCCCAAUAAUAUUCCUGUGAAUGGGAGUGGUGACCAGAGAGCUCUGCACUUUGAAAGGCUUGCAGUGAGUGAAGUACUUGGUUGAAUGUGGAACAGCCCCUCUGCUGGAACACUGCCUGUGCGCUGGGCUGCAGAGCCACAAUGAAGUGUCUUUGUGUGAAGUGAAACAGAUCACAGCAACAGGGUUGCUGCGUGCAGAUGGGAGGUGAGAUAAUCUUGCACUCACUCCAUACUUUCACUGGCGAGUACUGACAGACGAUUGAAAAGAAGUUGCUUUCAGAAGAAUCAUUUCAGUUUGUGGUUUGGAUGCCUCGGAGGUGAAGAAAUUUUUAGCACACUGUUACACAAUCAAUGGUUCUGGCUAUCUCUUUGCAAGAUGCACAAUGUGGCUAGUUGCACUGUAUCCCUGGGAUCACUGGGAUUGAUGCAGCUCCUGGGAAUUUCCUGGACCUGGAGCAUUGCUGCCAGUUUGGGCAUUUAUCUAGGAACUGGAGGAUGGAGGUUUAUUCGAAUCGUGUUGAAAACUGCCCCUAGAGAUAUCUUUGGGCUGUUGUUGCUGAUGCGUGUUAAGCUAGCAGUGAAUAAACACCAGAAGGACGACAGUACCAUCCCGAAGAUCUUCCAGAGAACGGUGAGGAAACACCCGGACAAAGUGGCCCUCAUUUACGAAGGAGCAGAUGAAAGCUGGACCUUCAAGGAACUCGACGAGUACUCAAAUGCGGUGGGGAACUUCCUGCUCGAGCAGGGCUACCAGUCGGGGGACGUCAUUGCCUUAUUCAUGGAGAGUCGGCCUGAGUUUGUUGGCCUGUGGCUCGGCAUGGCCAAAGUCGGGGUGGAGGCCGCCCUGCUCAACUUCAACCUUCGCCUAGACGCUCUCACUCACUGCCUGUCUGUGUCAGGAGCCAAAGCCAUCAUCUUUGGAGCAGAGAUGAGCGACGCUCUGUUGGAAGUGAACGGAAUACUGGGGAAAAAUGUUCGGAAAUACUGCAGUGGGAACUGGGACCCCAGUAAAGUUGCAGCUGGGAUUGAACAUCUAGACCCGCAGCUUAACGUAGCGUCUAAAUUCGCCCCCUCUCCUCCUCCUUCAGUAGGAUUCAUGGAUCGCCUGUUUUAUAUCUACACAUCUGGCACCACUGGAAUGCCCAAAGCUGCCAUUGUUGUGCACAGCAGGUAUUAUCGGAUGGCUGCAUUUGCAUAUUACGGAUUCCAGAUGAGGCAUGAUGACAUCAUUUAUGACUGCCUGCCAUUGUAUCACUCAGCAGGUAACAUCGUUGGUGUGGGGCAAUGCCUGCUGCACGGCCUGACCGUGGUGAUUAGGAAGAAGUUCUCAGCCUCCUGUUUCUGGGACGACUGUGUGAAGUACAACUGCACCAUUGUUCAGUACAUCGGUGAGAUCUGCCGCUAUCUCCUGAAUCAGCCGACACGACCUGCUGAGUCCCAGCACCACGUUCGCAUGGCGAUCGGCAACGGGCUGAAGCCCUCGGUCUGGGAGUCCUUCGCCAGCCGCUUCCGCAUCGAGCGGGUGGCCGAGUUCUACGGGGCCACCGAGUGCAACUGUUCCAUCGCCAACCUGGACGGCAAGGUGGGGGCCUGCGGCUUCAACAGCCGGAUCCUGCCCCGCGUCUACCCCAUCCACCUGGUGAAGGUGAACGAAGACACCCUGGAGCUGAUCCGUGGUCCCGGGGGGCUGUGUGUGCCUUGCAAACCAGGGGAGCCAGGACAGCUUGUCGGUCGGAUAAACCAGCAUGACCCGCUCCGCCGCUUCGACGGAUACGCCAACGAGUCUGCCACAAAUGAGAAGAUUGCGUACAAUGUGUUUAAGAAAGGAGACUGCGCCUACCUGUCAGGUGAUGUUCUAGUGAUGGACGAACUGGGCUACAUGUACUUCAAGGACCGAAGCGGAGACACUUUCCGGUGGCGGGGGGAGAACGUCUCGACCACGGAGGUGGAGGGCACUCUUAGCCACCUGCUAAACAUGACCGACGUGGCGGUGUAUGGCGUGCAAGUGCCAGGCGUGGAAGGGAAGGCUGGAAUGGCUGCGAUUGCGGAUCCCGACGACAAGGUUGACCCCGGGCACCUGUACCAGGAGCUGAUGGCAGUGCUUCCCCCUUAUGCCAGGCCUGUGUUCCUUCGCAUCCUCCCUGCCGUCGACACCACAAGUACUUUCAAGAUUCAGAAGACCAGGCUACGCAAACAAGGUUUCGACCCACAUCAGACGCAGGACAAGCUCUUCUUCCUCGAUUCAAAACUGUGCAAGUACAUCCCUUUAGACAGGAAAGUCUAUGAGAUGAUUCUGGCCGGGAAUUAUCAUCUUUAGAUUAGGAAGCCAAUUCUGGCAUGUUAACAAAGUAAACUUGAAUUACAGGAAAGAUGGGGGAAGAUCUGGGAUAUAAACUGUGCACCAAGCAGGAAAAGAAGCUCCUGUGGACUGAAACACUAUUUGGCCACUGAUGUUGAAUUCCGGGUCUCUGAGUAGCUCUGGAAUAAAUCACGACCCGGGCUCCCAACCCACAGUCGGGACCAGUGUUCCUGGAGCCGGAUCUAAAAUCAGGAAUUCAGAACCAACGUGCAACUGCCUACUGAUGCCCAUGGAGUGGGAAUCCACGGGUCUGAUUCAAAAGCAGGAAGCGUACAAAUAAGGAAUUCUUGCACUGCAGUCUCUGCUCUGGGACAACGUCCUGUCAACAUGCCAGCCGCUGGAAGUGAGAUGAGGCAUAAAAGUAACAGUCACUGACUCUCCCUGCAGUCAUGCUGGCUUCAAACCACGUCCCGCUCUCUGCCUGCAGCCAUCAUGGUUCAGUUUCCCCUUGUGUUUCCCCUAUUAAUCUACACCCUCGGUGUACAGUAGUGCGGCAGCCAAUUCCCUGCUUCUCCGCGUGGUGUGUGUAUGUGUGUGUUACUGGAUAUUUUGUGUGUUUGGGUAUUUUUCUGUGCCUACAUGAGGCUGGGGAUUCUGUGUCCAUGUGCAUGUGCCUGUAUAUUCGUGUGUGUGCAUACUUGGGGAUUCCUCUGUGUGUCCGUGAUGUGUGUGUGUGUGUGUGUGUAGGGGGUUGAUUUUUGUAUGUGUAUAAGGAUGUUUGUGUGUGUAUAUAUGUGUGUGGAGGGGGUUAAUUUUUGUAUGUGUGUAAGGAUGUUUGUGUGGAGGGAGGGUGAUUUUUGUAUGUGUGUGUGUGUGUGUGUGUGUGUGUCUGGGAUUUCCCUGUACAUGUCUGGGGAUUUAUGUCUGUGUGUGUGUGUGUAUCUCAGUGAGAGAACCUGGAUAUUUCCCUGUAUGUCUCGAUUCUUUGUGUUUGCAUGCAUCUGUGUCUGCAGAUUUGUGUGUGUGUAUGCGAGUGUGCACUUUCACUGCUGUUUCGGGAUCCUGCUGUGCCCGCUGCUCUGGAUCGCGUCAGUCGGUCUUGGAUUCAGCUCAGCAUUCAGCGGGUACAGCAGAAGCAAGUCAGCUUCCUCAAACUCGGUCCGUUUAAGGCACUUCCCUCAGUGUGAGGAAUAGAGCUGCUGCCAGGAAAUAAUUUGUUGAAUUGAGAGAAGUUUGUCCAGGAUUCUUGCUGGCUCACACACCCCUGUGUCUGUGUGACUCUAUCUGGGGUUGUUCAGUGAUGUGGAGCUCUGGGGCAUUCAUUCCUUCCGCCCAUUUUCUGUCAACUCAGAAGCUCUCCCCACACAAAGAGAGGAGCUGACUUGGUGAUUGAAGGAAUAACAGUGAGGGAUAAUGCAGGGAGCUCCUGAGUGUGGGUUGAUACCCCAACACGACUCAGCCCACCUGCAGCACUGACCGACCUCUGCAUCGACAGUCACAUCUCUGCUCAAGCACAAAGGGUUGGUGUCACUCUCUUGAGAUUCCAGCCGUACGCUGCUCCACAGCUGCUCUGUCUGUCCCUGAUGCUCAGCGCAACUCGUCGCUCACAGGCAAGCUCCCCUUCUCCCUCUGGCCCUGGGCCAGCUAUAGCAGGGCAGGUGGGGGAAGCCGAUCUCCCACCGAGACCAGCUCCCCCACCGUCAGGGCGAAGCAGGGACCAGUGCUGGCAAAACUGUGUCCACCUGCCUGACUUUCUCCACACCAUCUCACAGGGAUAGAAGGAAGGACCCUCAUUUCGAGUAUCUUUUCAGAUACCCCUCAACAAUCAAAUGCCUACGUCCAGACAGAAAUAAUUCAGUGGAGCUGAAAGAAGGUAAAAGAUAAUUCUUAGCAGAGACUGCAACCAAGAACUAGUAGGUUAAUUCACAAUGCUUUCUGCAUCCCAACUCCAGCAGAAGAAACGUGUUUUCUCCACAUGCAGAAUGUGAUCUCUACUUCAAGGAAUAUUAAAAACUCAUAGGAAUUGUUGAUUUUAUUUUUGACUCUAUUUACAGUGGGAAAUUGAUUGAAAGAGUCUUCAACAACUUGGCCUGGAGUUAGCCAGAACGAAAACACUCUGGACUUUAUUGUCAGAAGCACAAGUUUAAUGUUUAGCUGUAAGAAUGUGUCAAAGCCACUUUAUUUCCAUUGAUGAACAAGAACGGGAUGUUCUGACCAAAAAUGGGUAUAAGUUGGGAAACUUUAAUCUUGAUUGAAACUGACAUAAGUGGAAGUUAGUAGAAGAUGAUUGAUUUCACUAGCUUGUAACAGUUUACCUCUUUUUUUUGAAGGAUUGAUAUAUCUUAGGAAUUGAUUUAACCAGCCUAGCCACUCACUGUGGUCUACUUAUCAGUCAGUAGUACAGUAGUGCGUAUUGUAUGUUUAUUGGUGAAUUUGAUUAAACAUUGUGUGCCUUAAA